AUGAAUAUUCCCAGUGUUUGCCGAACUUGUCUUUCACGUUCAGACGGUGAUAAAUUUCGUCCAUUGUUCAAAAAGUCGUUAAUAUGCAGUAGGAAACGUCGAUUCGUAGAUCUUUUGCUAGAAUGCAUCCCAUCACUGCAGCUAGCAGCAGAUGAUAAUUUUCCUAAAUAUAUCUGCAGCAGGUGUUCUUUACUUUUAAAGCAUUUUGUUCGAUUUCGAAACCGUUGCUUGAAAGCAGAUAGAGAGCUUAGGGAGCGUUCUGAGUCGAAUACAGUAAUUGAAUCAUCAGAGCAAACAAAUAGUCUCCAAUUAGUCAAGGAAAAUAAUUCGGAUCAAGAUGAUGAUUUCAAUAACGGUAUUGGAGAAGAGCGAAAAGAACAUCCUGGAAAUACACAAGAAAAUAAUAUCAAGACUGAUACCGUGGACACACCUACCGAACAAUUAGUAAAUAAUUCAGUCGAUCCUCCGAAUAGCAACGAGAAAAAUAAUACUAAUCACUCGUUUGUAUGCAAUUAUUGCAAUAAAGUGUUGGGUACCAGCAAGUCUUUCAAAUGCCACAUGCAACUUCACUCCAAUUUAGCAAACUACUUAUGCAAUCGAUGUGGCGAUCGCUUCAAAACGAAGAUGGCUUACAUUGGACACAUGGCUAGUCACGAUCCAGACCGAUAUAAAUGCGAUGUUUGUGGAAAGUCUUACCGCCAGGCUGCGUCGCUCCGAAAUCACAAACUCAGCCACAGUCAGGAAAAGCCGUUCUCUUGCACAAUUUGCGGACACUCGACAAGCCAGAAAAGCAGUCUUAAAAAACACAUGCUAACACAUUCGGAAACAAAGUCCUACGUUUGCGAUAUUUGUGGGGAUCAUUUUCGGUUUUCUAGCAAUCUCAUAAUGCAUAAGCGCCGGAAGCACACGGUGGUAAAGGACCAUGUUUGCUCCAGUUGUGCGAAAGCGUUCGUCUCUAAGGAUGAACUUCUGAACCAUCAGAUGUGCCACACUGAUGCGAGACCGUUCGAGUGCGAACAAUGUCAGAAAACGUUCAACAGGAAAAGUUCGCUGCAGUUCCAUCAGAGGCAGAAACACUCGAUGAGGCCCAAGCACGCUUGUCUCGUGUGUGGUCGAGGUUUCGGUCAGAAAGUUUCGCUGCAGAAUCACAUGAAAAUGCACAUUGUAACGGAUUGAGGUAAGAAGUUUUUAGUACAGAAAAGUA
Molecule: messenger RNA, 1204 nt
Organism: Armigeres subalbatus
Lineage: Eukaryota; Metazoa; Arthropoda; Insecta; Diptera; Culicidae
Product: zinc finger protein ZFP2-like
Exons: 2
Coding region: 1-1176 (391 amino acids)
Biological process (GO): regulation of DNA-templated transcription
Cellular component (GO): nucleus
Molecular function (GO): RNA polymerase II cis-regulatory region sequence-specific DNA binding; zinc ion binding; DNA-binding transcription factor activity, RNA polymerase II-specific
Source: RefSeq, a predicted model, not a curated record